Molecule: messenger RNA, 1276 nt
Organism: Dendroctonus ponderosae (mountain pine beetle)
Lineage: Eukaryota; Metazoa; Arthropoda; Insecta; Coleoptera; Curculionidae
Gene: loj
Product: transmembrane emp24 domain-containing protein B
Exons: 3
Coding region: 1-720 (239 amino acids)
Biological process (GO): intracellular protein transport; endoplasmic reticulum to Golgi vesicle-mediated transport; Golgi organization
Cellular component (GO): endoplasmic reticulum; Golgi apparatus; endoplasmic reticulum-Golgi intermediate compartment
Source: RefSeq, a predicted model, not a curated record
AUGGCCCACCGUGGAGGCUUUGCCACGUUAGCCCUAAAUAUUUCAAUAUUGCUGAUUUUCUGUCUAGAUUCCCGAUAUGUUUCCAGCACAGAACCAUCAGUGCCAUGGUACGAAAACCUUCCAGCCGUUGCCAUGGACUAUAAAGUGCACAUAGAUCCUGGAAAAGAGGACUGCUAUUUCCAAUAUGUUAACCCGGGGGCCACUUUUUACGUUAGUUUUCAGGUGGUUCGAGGUGGUGACGGUAUGGCAGGCUUUGCUGUUCGAAACCCAACUGGCCAAAUAGUGCAUCCGUACCAAUGGAAGCCGAACAGUGAAUACCAAGACCAAUCAUCGACUGGAGGCUACUAUUCCGUGUGCAUCGAUAACCAGUUUUCCAAAUUCGCCGCCAAACUGGUCAAUAUCUACCUAACCGUCGUCAGAUACGAUCUAUGGGAGCAAUACACCAAAGAUGUGGAUGAAUUGAAUAUGAACAUGGAAAAUUUCACUUCAACGAUUGUGGGGGUGGAGCGGAAUAUCAACGAAAUGCUACAGUUCCAACACCGCACAAGAGCCAGAGAGGCGUGGGACAUGAAUCUGCUGACUGCGAACAACAACUAUGUGGUUCGUUGGUCGAUUAUCCAAAUUCUGGUCAUUGCUGGAACGACCAUUGUGCAGGUGUAUUUUGUUAGGAAACUGUUUGAUGUUAAUUCUGGCAGUGGGUUUAGCAAAACUAGGAUUUAAGGGUGGAAGUUUGAUCUGGAAGACACGAUUUUUUACUACUUGACUGACUAGCUGAGCAGUAUAAGCGUUCAAUAAGUGAAAUUUACAGGGAAUUUUCCAAUGCAAGAUGAUAAUUUUCGCCAUGUAGUGUAUAGUUCUGCUAACCAAACGCGAAAAAGACAAGUGGGCAGUUCAACCUUUUCACUUUCCAUUAACAUUGGCUUUGCCUUAAAUCAUGACAACUAAGUCUGUGAUGGAAAUUGCCUUUAUUUAUAUUUUAUAUUUUCUACUGUUGUUAAAUCACCACACUAUGAUUGCGAUUAUACUUAGAAAUGGACGUGAUUGAGAUUGGGAUCAAAAGCUAAUUCUAACUUUUUUGUUGUAAUUAAUAGGCGACUGUUGAGCAUUUAAGUUUUCCACACAUGAUCAUCGAAUUAACUUUAGAUGUUGAUCUCGCCAGAGCGAAUAAAACGCAUUCGUUUAUCCAUAAAAACGGGGGGUUUAUUUUGUAAACAUAAAAUAUUCUAUAUACAACCAUGUUACAAGAAUUAAAAACAACGUUUUUAUAAAAUACAAA